UUAUUACGUUUUAUUAUGGAACUCCUCAUAUCUGUUUUUUAUAUGCAUAUCUUAUUACUUAUACUUACAGAUAUCCAUUAACUAAUUACACUUUUGGAACGAAAGAGCCUUUAUUUGAAAAAGAUCCAUCAGUACCCUCUCGGUUUCAGCGUAUGCGAGAAGAAUUCGAUCGUAUUGGAAUGCGGCGAUCUGUGGAAGGCGUUUUGCUAGUUCAUGAACAUGGAUUGCCACAUGUAUUACUCCUUCAGCUGGGUACAACAUUUUUUAAGCUACCCGGUGGUGAGCUCAAUGCAGGAGAAGACGAAGUAGAAGGUUUAAAAAGACUUCUGACUGAAACUUUAGGUCGUCAAGACGGAGUAAAACAAGACUGGAUUGUAGAGGACACAAUUGGAAAUUGGUGGCGCCCGAAUUUUGAGCCCCCUCAGUAUCCUUACAUUCCGCCACAUAUCACCAAACCAAAGGAGCAUAAGCGGCUGUUUUUGGUACAGUUACAUGAAAAGGCCCUCUUUGCCGUCCCUAAAAAUUACAAACUCGUAGCAGCACCCUUAUUUGAACUCUAUGACAACUCACAAGGUUAUGGCCCAAUAAUAUCAUCACUUCCACAGGCUUUAUGCAGGUUCAAUUUUAUUUACAUGUGAUGGAACGCCGGAUUUUUCGUAACAACUGAAUAGUUAAUCUUAAAUAAACCCAGAUUGAUCUUUAAACAUAUUGUAUGUUUUUAUUUAAUACAAUUCUAUUUAGACGACCUUAACCUGUGUUAAAUAAAUCGGAGUGUAUUCAUAA
Rhagoletis zephyria (snowberry fruit fly) is the source of this 783-nucleotide messenger RNA. RefSeq names its product cleavage and polyadenylation specificity factor subunit 5-like. Lineage: Eukaryota; Metazoa; Arthropoda; Insecta; Diptera; Tephritidae. The record is from RefSeq and is a predicted model, not a curated record. Gene Ontology annotation, biological process: mRNA 3'-end processing. Gene Ontology annotation, molecular function: mRNA binding. Gene Ontology annotation, cellular component: mRNA cleavage factor complex.